Molecule: messenger RNA, 1713 nt
Organism: Prunus mume (Japanese apricot)
Lineage: Eukaryota; Viridiplantae; Streptophyta; Magnoliopsida; Rosales; Rosaceae
Source: RefSeq, a predicted model, not a curated record
AUGGUUGAUGCUACUAGUAGAGGAGGUUUGAUGAACAAGAGUGCUACUCAAGCUAAGGAGAUGUUUGAGAACAUUGUAGCAAAUUCUCAACAGUUUAAUUACCAAAGAGCUCCCCCAAAGAAAGCAGGCUUUUAUGAGUCCGGACAUCCUAGGGAGUCUUGUCCAAGUUUGUAUGGUGAUGAAGAAGAGUUGGCUCAAGCACACUAUAUGCAGCAACAAAAGCCAAGAAACGAUCCAUUUUCUAACACCUAUAAUCCGAGAUGGCGGCAACGCCCUAACUUUGGAUGGAAGAACAACCAAAAUGUGCAAACAGCCCCAGUUCAACAAAAUCAGUUUGUUCCUCAAAAAAAUGCACCACCACCACCUCAUGGGCAAGGUAAGUCUUUAGAAGAGUUAAUUAAUUCUUUGGCAUUAAGCACUCAAGGUUUUAUGCAGGAAAUAAGCCAAACACAGGCACAAAUGUCUACAGCAAUCAAGAGCCUUGAAAACCAAGUUGGACAAAUUGCAGCCUCCUUAAGUCAAAGAGAGCCUGGAAAGCUUCCAAGCCAAGUAAUUCCAAAUCCUAAUGGAGGCCAUGAUACCGCAAAGGCGAUUACUCUUCGAUGUGGAAAAGAGGUGGAAAAUGAUGAUAAUGAGGGGAGAAAUUCAACCAAAACUGUGGAUGCCCCCUCUCCCAAGCUUACGGUUCCAAGUGACAACUCUAAGGUAAGUUCUCUUGUGAAUCAUUCAAUUACUUCAAAGGUUCCUUUUCCUCGUAGGUUUUUGAAUUUAAAGAAUGAGCAAGUUUCAAAGGAUAUCCUAGACACUUUCCGAAAAGUGCAAGUGAACAUUCCCUUACUUGAUGCGAUCCAGCAAAUUCCAAGCUAUGCACAAUUCCUCAAAGAAAUUUGUACAAAUAAGAGAAAGUUCAAGGAGUAUGAAACCGUGGCCUUAAGUGAAGAAGUCUCGGUCGUGCUAUUGCGUAAAUUGACUCCUAAACUGAAGGACCCAGGGAGUUUUACAAUUCCUUGCAUUAUUGGUGAUGUUCAAUUUGAUAAAGCAUUUUUAGAUUUAGGCUCAAGCAUUAACCUUAUGCCUUUGUCUAUUUUUCAGAGAUUAGGUAUUGGAGAGCUCAAGAGUACUUUCAUUUCUCUUCAACUUGCGGAUAGAUCAGUCACAUAUCCUAAAGGAAUCAUUGAAGACGUGUUGGUCAAAGUGAAGCAAUUUGUGUUGCUGACUGAUUUCCUAGCUCUUGACAUGGAGGAAGACCGCGACAUCCCAAUCUUGCUAGGCCGUCCCUUCCUUACUACAGCUAGUGCAUUGAUUGAUGUGCAACAAGGAACUUUAACUUUGAGAGUUCAAGGGGAAUCUGUUGAGUUUAAGGUGUUUGAAUCUGUUAAAAAACCGAGGGACUUGGAAGAGUGCAGCCGCAUAGAUCUCCUUGACCCAAUUGUACAUGUCAACUACUUGGAAAACACCUCUACAUAUGUCUUGAAAGCCAAGUCGCCACCCCUUACAUACGUGAAACACAUGCGCUCUUCUCUUGGACGUGCCGAAAUUUAUCAAUGUUGUAUCAAAAGCUUUUACAAGAUGAGCCAGCUCUUGUGGCAUCUUCUUGCUAAGGAUCACAACAAGACAUUGCAUGACAAGGCUAUUACUCGCAAGGAAUUUGGACAACAGCCCAAGCAUUACAUGGAAGACGUAGCAUUCUUUGCUACUUUCGCACCACCGUAG